AUGGUGGAAUCAAGCUGGGGAAGAUAGAUUUACCGUGCGUUUCCUUACGGCUUUCAGAAUAUAUAUGAUUUACUUUAUCUACUAAUAAGAAUUUUUUUACGGAUUGCCCGGAGAGAGGCUUGGUUUUGGACAUUAGCUGACUACGGAACAAUGGCGUACCUACCCAGGUUUGCCUGCAAUGUAUUUGUAUCCAUGUUACUGGUAUGUGCACCGGAUCUAAUUACCGGGCAACUUCGUUAUUCUAUUACCGAGGAAAUGGAAGAAGGCGCUUUUGUUGGAAAUCUCGCACAAGAUCUGGGUCUGAACGUGCGGCAAUUGUCAGCUCGCAAAUUGCGACUCAGCUCUGAUGACGGAGGACGGUACAUGAAGGUUGGUUCAGACAAUGGUGUAUUAUCUAUUCGUGAAAGAAUCGACAGGGAACGUAUUUGUAGGCACACGGAAAUGUGUACCAUAUAUUUUAAAACCACACUAGAAAAUCCCUCGGAGAUGUACCGCGGGGAAGUAGAGAUUCUCGAUAUAAAUGACAAUUCUCCCAAUUUCGGAGACGGAAGCAUCGCCUUGCAGAUAUCUGAAGCGAUUGCACCUGGAGUACGUUUCCGUCUUGAGAGCGCCGAAGAUCCCGAUAGUGGAAUAAAUACUGUCACCGCCUACACAAUCAGUUCCAAUGAGCACUUUAGUCUAAAAACACAUAAAACAGUAGAUGGUAUUAUGGUAGCCGAGUUACUGUUAGAGACAUCUUUAGACCGAGAGAUGCAAACAUCACAUCAACUCUUGCUUACGGCGACUGACGGUGGGAGGAGAUCAGGCACUGCUCAGGUUCUCAUCACGGUAGUGGACAUUAAUGAUAAUCCACCAGUGUUCGAUCGAGAUAAUUACAGUGGCAGCUUAAGUGAGAACGCUCGGCAAGGUGCCAUUGUGAUGCAAGUAAAUGCAAAUGACUUGGACGAAGGACUGAACGCGGAGCUGACGUACACUUUUAGUGAUGUUGCUUUGCGAAGAGCGCGUAAUUUAUUCAGAUUAGACCCACAUAGUGGAGAGAUCAGUGUAGAAGGACCGCUGGAUUUUGAAGAAGCAACUAGCUAUUCUCUAGAUAUUCAAGCUAUGGAUAAUGGUUCACCUCCAAUUACUGGACACGCAAAUGUGCUGAUCAAAAUAACUGACGUGAAUGAUAACGCACCCGAGAUAAAGCUGACAUCAGCCUCCACAAAAAUCCCGGAAAAUGCUCCACCAGGAACAUUCAUAAUGUUCAUUGAUGUUAUUGAUCGUGAUUCUGGAGUGAACGGUCAAGUCCGCUGCGAGUUGCCUCAGAAUGUUCCCUUUAGACUACAAACAUUAUCGAACCAUUAUAAAUUGGUUACCAGUGAAACGAUGGACCGUGAAGUAAUUUCUGAGUACACAUUACCAAUUUCAGCAUGGGACUUGGGAUCGCCUUCACUGUCGUCAAAUAAAACUAUCCAUAUUGCAAUAACCGAUAAAAAUGAUAACGACCCGCGGUUUUCUAAAUCAUCCUACAACGUAUAUGUGACGGAGAAUAGUGCUCCGGGUGCAUCCAUUUUCGCACUAACUGCACUAGAUCCUGAUCAGGAGCAGAAUUCCUAUAUCUCUUACUCUUUUGGGGACAAUCGGAUCCAAAACCUACCAGUAUCCACUUACCUGUCUAUUAACCCAAUGAACGGUACUAUUUACGCGCUGCGUUCUUUCGACUAUGAGGAACUCAAGAACUUCCAGAUCAAUGUACAAGCCCGUGAUGCUGGGGUGCCUCCGUUAAGCAGCAGCGCCACGGUGAAUGUCAUCAUCCUGGAUCAAAACGACAACGCGCCGGUAAUUGUUUCGUCUUUAGAACAGAGUGGAUCAGCGGCAACGGAGAUUGUGCCCCAAUCAGCGGGUCAAGGUUAUUCGGUCACCAAAAUAAUAGCUACAGAUGCAGAUUCUGGUCAGAACUCACGACUCUUUCAUCAGAUGAUGAAAUCUACCGAUCCCACUUUGUUCAACGUUGGGAAGAUUUCCGGUGAAAUCAGAACUAGUCGCAACAUUUUGCAGUCCGAUAAUGGUUUACAAACUCUGGUCAUCUUGGUCAAGGACAAUGGGCAGCCAAGCCUGUCCAGUACAGUUACAAUGAACAUUCGAGUUUUGGAGAACAGCACUGAAGGAAUCACGGAAAGCAGUACCUUGGUGAAGAAUCCAGAAUAUUUCUCUGAUCCAAAUGUUUACUUUAUCAUAAUUUUCAGUUGCACUUCCGUUGUGUUUCUUCUGAUUAUCGUUCUGUUGAUAGGCAUCAAGUGUAAACAGGACAGAAGUAUUAUCCAAGGGUAUAACACCCCCAGUUAUAGUUACAAUCGCGGAGUGCUGCACGGCACGUUUAAUGGAAGACCUGCCAUAGAGGAAACUUUACCCUAUCCCGGGAAAGGCCGGGUUGUCCGCGUGCCGGAACCGCAUCAAUACUCGGUCUGCCUGUCUCCCGAGUCAGCGAAAAGUGAUUUUCUCUUCUUGAAGCCACGCGGCGAUCCCACGUCUCAGGCCUAAUGAUGCGUAUGCUCAAGGAAGACGCAUCUUAUUUGGGGUCAUUUUACUCUCGAGGCAUAUGAAUAAUUCGUGAGUGAAAUAUUUAAGAAAAUGUUAAUUUUGUGCAUGUUUUCUAUUUCCUUUAAAUUGUGCAUUUGCUGUAAUGGGAAAGAAUAUAUAACUUUUAGCAAAUAAAGCCCAUCGUCUGAGAGGUAUCUGUCAA
Amblyraja radiata (thorny skate) is the source of this 2725-nucleotide messenger RNA. RefSeq names its product protocadherin gamma-C5-like. The transcript has a single exon. Gene Ontology annotation, cellular component: plasma membrane. Gene Ontology annotation, biological process: homophilic cell-cell adhesion. The coding region runs from base 151 to 2523 and encodes 790 amino acids. Lineage: Eukaryota; Metazoa; Chordata; Chondrichthyes; Rajiformes; Rajidae. The record is from RefSeq and is a predicted model, not a curated record. Gene Ontology annotation, molecular function: calcium ion binding.